ACAGCGCCGUGGCGGUGGCCGUGGCCGUGGGGCGCGCGGGGACCGCCCGGGGUGCCCGCUCCGCUCAGCGUCGCGGCCGCGUGGCCCGACGGAGCCCCGAGACCACCCCCGGGCGGGGCGCUGCCGCGAUGUCGGUGGCCGGGCUCAAAAAGCAGUUCCACAAAGCCAGCCAGGGUCUAUGGUUUAUUUUGCACAGUUAGUCAAGAACUAACUCUGAGAUUUUGCCCUCCUUGUGAGUGUCAUGAAUGCGGACAAGAGGCCCAGGACUUCCAGCUCAGAGCUGUUUAGUGAAAAAAUUAGCGGUGCCGAAGGAACGAAGCUGGAUGAGGAGUUUCUGGACAUGGAAAAGAAAGUAGAUAUUACGAGUAAGGCUGUUGCAGAAAUCCUGUCAAAAGCCACCGAGUAUCUGCAGCCCAACCCAGCAUACAGAGCUAAGCUGGGGAUGCUGAACACCAUGUCGAAGCUCCGAGGGCAGGUGAAGGCCACCGGCUACCCACAGACAGAAGGCUUGCUGGGGGAUUGCAUGCUCAAGUAUGGCAAGGAGCUUGGAGAAGAAUCUGCUUUCGGCAAUGCACUGAUAGAAGUUGGUGAAUCCAUGAAACUCAUGGCCGAGGUGAAAGAUUCUCUGGAUAUUAAUGUGAAGCAAACGUUUAUUGACCCCCUGCAGCUACUGCAAGACAAAGAUUUAAAAGAGAUUGGGCACCACCUGAGGAAACUGGAAGGCCGCCGCCUGGAUUAUGAUUAUAAAAAGAGGCGAGUAGGUAAGAUACCUGAGGAAGAAAUCAGACAAGCGAUAGAAAAGUUUGAAGAGUCAAAGGAGCUGGCCGAGAGAAGCAUGUUUAAUUUUUUAGAGAAUGAUGUAGAGCAAGUCAGCCAGCUGGCCGUGUUUGUAGAGGCAGCGUUAGACUAUCACAAGCAGUCCACAGAGAUCCUCCAGGAGCUGCAGAACAAGCUAGAGAUGCGUAUAACGUAUGCCUCCAAACUCCCCAGGAGAGAAUACGUGCCAAAGCCUGUGAGCACGAGCCCCAGUGACAUCAAUGGAGUCUCCACCAGCACUUCCUCAAAGAUAUCAGGUACUCACAUUCCCGCGGACCAACCCUGCUGUCGCGGUCUCUAUGACUUUGAGCCAGAAAACCAAGGAGAAUUAGGAUUUAAAGAAGGGGACGUCAUUACACUAACCAAUCAGAUAGAUGAAAACUGGUACGAAGGAAUGCUGCGUGGGGAAUCUGGCUUCUUCCCCAUAAAUUAUGUGGAAGUCAUUGUGCCUUUACCUCGGUAAAUGUGUCCGUUGGACCUGAUUUCAUAACUGAAAUGAAUUUGCACCCGUGUUCCCUCGGUGUGAUGUUCUGUGACACCCUCCCUCUCUGGCCCACUUACUCACUUUUAUAUGUGUGUUUUCUUUAUAAUGUAUUUUGCAUCAAUUUAAUUUGUUUAAUCGAUUUCUUUGUCCUAACUCAUAAAGAUAGUUUUCUUCUUGUUCUAGAAAGUCAUUGGUUAAAUGUAUUUGCUUCCUGUUGCUAAGAAAAGUGAAUUGCGCCCAUUACAGAUACGUGAACGAAUGGCCUGCUGGUCCUUAGCUGCAAUGGAGCGCACCCUUUGCGGCUAAGAAAGCUAACGAGUUUGUUUCUUGAGGUUUUGAUGGCAUCCCGUCUUUUCCUGUUUUAAGCUUACCUGUGAACAGCCCAAUAAACAUGACACACUGUGUUCAUAAAAGACUACGGCUAUUUUUUAUGUGAAAUUGCUUUUUAAGCAUGGACUUCAGCACAGAUUCCUCCUGUGUCCCUUGGCCGACCCGGGUUCCCACGCGGGGUCCUUAGACGAUGGCUGUAGAUCAGUGCCAGUAAGUGCGGGUGUGGCUCUUUAUCUGCCACCUAUUUAAACGUGCUUUGUCCUUUCCUCAGCCCAAGACUGGAAAACCUCCUCGCCUAGUGUUAAGUUUAUAAAGCAGCUCACAUCAGCCUUGUCUGCCAUCACACAUGGGCAGGGAUGUUUUCAAGCUGUCCCAUUGUGGAUGCUGAGGCAGGAGCAUGGUCUCUUGGGCCUCCGAUAACUUAGGUUUACGGAACAGACUUGGCCUUACCCUGAGUAUGACUUCAUCAUGUGCUGUGGCUCAGUGGAGUCCACAACAACCCUGCCGCACAAAAAGAGGCAGCCAUUGCUCCCCUUUGCAGAGUGGUCACCCAGGGUCAAACAACCAAAUCGUGGCAGAAGCAGAAUUUGAACUCUUGACUGUGUAGUGGAUGCUGGCAUCCGAGUGUCUGUCAGUCACUGGGACCUGCCUUGUUGAUCCCUGGCAUUUGUAACCAAAGCCCAGAGGCCACAUUGGUCCCCCCAAGAAGAUGACCUAAGUUGUGUUUCCUAGUCUCCUGAGCUCCCUUUCUUAACAGGUUCGUGUGCGUA
Molecule: messenger RNA, 2400 nt
Organism: Alexandromys fortis (reed vole)
Lineage: Eukaryota; Metazoa; Chordata; Mammalia; Rodentia; Cricetidae
Gene: Sh3gl3
Product: SH3 domain containing GRB2 like 3, endophilin A3
Exons: 10
Coding region: 242-1279 (345 amino acids)
Biological process (GO): endocytosis; synaptic vesicle uncoating
Cellular component (GO): glutamatergic synapse; presynapse; cytoplasm
Molecular function (GO): protein binding
Source: RefSeq, a predicted model, not a curated record